GUUUUCCCAAGAUGUGGUGGCAAUUGAUUAUUUAAAUUUCUGCUGGGCGAAUGACUGUAUUUGUGUGUGCGUACACACUCCUCGAUUGGAAUUCUGAGCUGACUUCGCUGCAGAUUUCGUUCCUAAAUUUGGUUUUACAAAUUUCUAGCGUCGCGGCGGUGCUGUGCGAGUCGAGUGCGAAAGUUUACUGCAAAGAAAUCAGAUAAAUGCAAUUGCGAUAAGACAAAUCUCGCGUAGAUUUCCCAGUGAAGUUUUGAUACGUUGGAGUCGCGGUCGUUGCGUACGGCGAUUGGACGUCGUUCGCCUCGCGAAUUGUGUGUCGGGCGUAGCUUCCAUAUUUGUUUUUCGCGUGUGUACGACGGGGCCUGGUUCUAGCCUGCGAGCGGGGUGCGCGUCGGGGCAUAGGUGCAGCAGCCGUUCUAGUGCAAAUGGCGAGAACACCGUGACGAUUUGUCUCGUUUCGUGAUUUCUGCCGUGGCGAGCAGUGGCGAUGUGAGGUUAGGUUGCGGAGUGCCCUGUUCGGUUGUGCGAUAAAAUUUGCCGUGGCUGCGGCGAGUGGAGCUGCUCGAGCGCUAUCGAUUGAUACUUUUGCAGUGAGGCAGUGAGGCUUGCGUUCGUUGGAGUGUUUUGUCGGGCUGGAAGCGAGAGUGCGGACCGUGAAAAUGUCGCUGCAAACAAAACGACAGCACUGCUAUCUGUGCGACCUGCCCCGAAUGCCGUGGGCGAUGAUAAACGACUUUUCAGAGGCUGUGUGCCGCGGGUGUGUGAACUACGAAGGCGCCGACCGAAUCGAACUUGUGUUGGAUGCUGCACGUCAGAUGAAGCGCCUCCACCAGGCGGCGAAAAGAGGUCACGAAAACGGCGAAAUACAGCAGCAGAGCGGUCAUAGGGCGGGUGUUGCGGGCGGGGUGGCAGGGGCAGGAGGCCCGUCGUCGCACCAUCACAGCUACCCUGCGCAGAGGAUAGCCCCGACAUUGAUCGACUUUUCAGGUAAAAUGGAGCCGCACGAGUCCAGUGGGCGGCCAGUGCGAAUCACCCACAUGCCGCCACACCACAUGUCCCUGUCGAACAGAGCAGUGGUGGCGGCUGCUGCAGGCGGGCCGCAGAACAUGCCAACGCUGUCAGUGAAUCUGAAGCGUCCACCGCCGGAAGAGGACGAGCACAGCGACGUCCCGAAUGUGGCAAUCAAACGUCCAGCAGAGGAGGCCUCCUCAGGCAGACCGCCACUCACUCGCGGGGAGUCUUUGCCCUCGGCACCGUUCGUUCCUGACAGGCAACAGAGCUUCAAAGACAAACAUCCAGUUCGGGCGCCAUCCUUCGACACGGCCACAUUUAAGGCCGGCACCGGAGUAUAUCCUACAAUGGCGCAUACCCCCGUAACUAUGGGCGAUUCUACACCUCCUGCACCACCUGUCUCACUACAAAGUCCUAUGACGAAUUUGAUAAACAUUACAGACACUUUACCGCCCGGUAGCCCCCGAAAUGGACCAAGUCCUCCUGGACCACCGCCACCUCGAACUGCAUCUCGUGGUAGUCAGCAUUCUCCAAAUAGUUCAGGAUCAUCAAGUGGUCGACGAUCAUCCGGUUCCAGACACGUUUCAAGUACAACAGUUACAAGUACCGAAGCACAAUCUAAUCAACCACCUGGAGUAGGUGCAAAUAAUGCCACAACUACACCACAAAGUUCUGAAGGAACAGUUCCGACAUCAGCAGCAUCAGUGCCAACAGUACAAACGGCAACAUUAAAGUGCACACUGUGCCAGGAACGAUUGGAAGAUACACAUUUUGUACAAUGUCCUUCUGUUAAUCAUCACAAAUUUUGUUUCCCUUGUAGUCGAGAGAGCAUCAAACGGCAAAACGGUGCUGGAAACGAAGUAUAUUGUCCGAGUGGCGAACGUUGCCCGCUCGCUAAUUCGACCAUACCGUGGGCAUUUAUGCAAGGUGAAAUUGCAACUAUUCUAGGCGAGGAAGUCAAAGUCAAAAAGGAGCGGGAUUCUUAAUAAUUUGACGGCGCCGGUACUUUUGGAUAAUUUUUUUAAUGCUUUAACAAUGAGAAAUUUGGAAGGGGAGGAAGAAUGAUGCUAGCUGUUUGACGCUAGCGCGACAUUGCACCUCCUUUUGUAUUUUUGUGUUUGAAGGAUAUUCUCGAAAUAUCUCUUUCUAAGAAGCAAAGUUGAUAAAAGUAUAAAGUUGUAUCAAUAAACUUAAAAUGUGAUAUUGCUGAAAUUGAAUAUGUAGUAAAUUAUAGCAAUAAAAUUUUAAAUAAACAGAUCAAGACUAGAGGAUACAUGUUUGUUUUAAGGCACUUAGCUAUAUAAAGUAAAGAGUAACAAUAGCGUAAUUGAUUCUCCUAAAAUGGCCCGUUUUUAUUAAUUUAAUUGUAAAAGUGAGAGUGCUAUUGUACAAUGGAGAUGAACUCGUAAGCAGUUGCUUUCAACUUUUGGAAUGUAUCCACAGAAUAAAUGUAAACGUUUCCGUCAAGUAAGUUGUUCUUUUUUAGUUGUAACGAAAUACUAGCGUAAGGAUGAAGAAACUUGUACGUCGUCUUAUUGUAUUAAAAGAAAAGAAUAACAUAAUUGUCAUUACUAUUAGAAUUUAUCCUUAAGACCCACUUAAAUCAAGCAUAAUAUUAUGUAAUUGCAUAGAAAACAUAUUUAAUACGUGCUUUCGAUUAGGGCCGUUUCCAUUUUUUGGAGUCUGUUUUGUAUAUAUAUCUAUAAAUAUCGCCUUCAUCGUAAACAUUAAAAAAACUAAUAAAAUUAUAAAAUUUAAUAGUCGUGCACUUACUACUGCAAACAUAAAUAUAUGAUAUAGGAGUUUAUCUGAUUUUGAAUUUCUCUUCAAUUUGGACGCUACAGUCACGUCUUUCAGGACCGAAAAUGCACAAAAUAUUUACGGGUGUAGUUCGCGUAACAUUUAGAAUGCGAAGGUCGGGAUAACACCAAAUUUUAUAGCAGCGUAGCAGUGAAAUUGAAGAAAUAUUGUCUGAAACAGAAUUGGGGUGAAUUAGGUAAACAAAAAUGGUGUCUUCUGUCGACUAUAACUAAGAAGCGUAAAAUUGUGGAAAAUGUGCAAUGUUCGAUAAUUUAACGAUUCUAGUUUCGAUUCCUAUUUCAGCUUCAAGUUGGAUUAUUCUCAAAUGUAAUCGAUUUUAAAGAUCCUCGCAACAACUUUUGUAGACAAGAUACACAAAAUAAUGAAUUUUAUCCGAAAGGUAUCUGUUCUUGAAGCUUUCGAAGUAACAGUUGCAUAUGCCGAGAGAAAAUGAAACCGAUGGCUACUGUGAUAAGACAGUGUCUAUUGAGUUCACCUUGUUGCUGGACCAAGUCCCCCUAAAAAGUUGUGAUGAACAUUGCACACCAAAUAAAGCAAAGAUAGAAGAAAUAUUUAGUUUAAAUGCCAGUGCAAUGGCUGAAGUAGCUUUUGUGCUUUGGUAACCAUUUCGGGUUGUAUUGUUGGGAAAUUUAGAUGAAAUUUAAAGGCAAUUCAUACUAAAGAGAUAACUCUCGAAAUAAGAGAAAAUCUCCUAGCCGAUGACCAUAUACAGUUUCAGAGUUGAAUCAAUUUCCACAUAUUAUGCGCGAAUAAAAUUCAUAACACAAUUGAACAAAAGUAAAAACCUUUCGAUAUCGUAUUUUGUAGUAGACAUUUGUAACUAAUACCGUUAAUUCCUAUUGGCUGCGUGCUACUACAAUUACUACCGACAAAUGUAAAACGUAUUUGCUAUAUAAACGUUAACCUUUAAAGAAAUUAGCUUCACUUCCUCCUAAGUUGUGCUUCUUUCAUGUUAAAUCUAACUUCAAAACAACCAUUUGCCAUCUUGCAAAACUAUAAACAGUUUCAUGCAAUAGAUAAACAAAUGCCUUUCUAACAAGUAUCGGCAUUACACUCUUCUCAUGUGUGAAGUGAAAUUUAAUGUUCACAAGCACAAAAAUCUUAGUCUCUGAGACGAAACUUUUCAUCCAUUAAAUAUAUCAUUCUUGUUUGACCAAUUUAGGAGCAUAUUAGACAAGAUAAAUAACGAUCACGGUGUACAUAAGCAAUUUUGAAAAUCAAUUCUGGCGGUAUUACUUGAUAUGGAGUCGUUUAAGGCUGGUCGGCGUAAUUUUUCAUGAGAAGCUUUACCCUUUGCCACUUAUCUCCUUCUCUGCCUGAUUAAAUCGAACAUUUUUUAAUGUUGUUGAUUUACAGCAAAAAAAGUGUUCAUUGUGAACUUGUAUGAGAGGAAAUUAACGAUAAAAGCCUUCGUACCUGAUCAUAUGUUUCUCUAUAAAAGAAACUACAUGUUCUUGUCUGGAGGAGCUUACCACCAUCAUACCGAGCAGGUCUCUCAAGUGGUGACCUGAGGAGGCGAAAGGCCAACCAGUUAAUGGUUAGUAAACAUAUCUUUACUGAUCACUUCGAACUGGAUAUUUGUCAAAUUGUUAACUCAAUGAUGAAAUCAUUGUUAACUACUCCUUAUUGAUUAUAUAAUUGCAUUACAUUUUUAAAGAUGGAAACUGGAAAAUACAAUCAGAAAUAU
Hermetia illucens (black soldier fly) is the source of this 4522-nucleotide messenger RNA. RefSeq names its product interferon regulatory factor 2-binding protein 2 (gene Pits). Gene Ontology annotation, cellular component: nucleus. Gene Ontology annotation, molecular function: transcription corepressor activity. Bases 663 to 2000 code for a protein of 445 amino acids. The transcript has 4 exons. The record is from RefSeq and is a predicted model, not a curated record. Gene Ontology annotation, biological process: regulation of transcription by RNA polymerase II. Lineage: Eukaryota; Metazoa; Arthropoda; Insecta; Diptera; Stratiomyidae.